AUGGCUGCUCCCCGUUCAACUUCAUUACGCGCUCUCCGCGUGCUUUCCCAGCAACAUACCACUACACCUUGCGUUCGCCGUAGCUUGCAUAUCACUGGCGCAAACUCCGCGCAACCGGUUAAUGUGACCGACAAGGCUUCGUUUUAUGCCACUCGUACUUUGGCUGAUCUCAAGCUCGAAUGCAAAAAGAGAUCGAUAGCAAGCAAUGGUACUCAAGCCGAGCUUGUGGAACGGCUUUCCAACCAUGAUUUCCUACAGUCUCGUGCUUUUAGCAUCGCCAUGAAAAGAAUCAAUGGCAGCUCUUCUACAGAUCCCUCCGUCCGUCAUUUCAACACUUCUCGUGCCGCAAAGGCCGUCGGAGAUUCAUCCACUGUCGAUUUUGCAUACUUCCCUUCUAUGGAGGAGAUUGAUGCUCCUCCCUCUCGUCCGGACCCACGCUUUCCGAUCCUCUCCGAUAUCUACAAGUACUAUGAUCCCUCAAAGCAGUCGAUCACGUCCGACCCGCCCAUGAAGCCCCAGGUCUAUACUGUAUCCGGAGAAGAUGUGGCUGCGAGCCCCAUGAGUGAGGUUGUUGAUAAUCACUCAAUGGAUAUUGAUCCAUUCUCCUUGACGGAGACCGUUGGCAGAUCCCGUUUCGGGGAAGAGCUGCAAAGACAGCAGAACGGAUCACAAGCCAAGGAACCCGGUAUUGUCAGAGAGCUUUGGUCCGGAUUUCUGGAGGACCUCUUAGGUCCUAAACAGCAGACCCAGAGAAAGUGA
This is a messenger RNA of Aspergillus lentulus, 759 nucleotides long. NCBI's taxonomy places the organism in Eukaryota, Fungi, Ascomycota, Eurotiomycetes, Eurotiales, Aspergillaceae. The record is from RefSeq and is a predicted model, not a curated record.